This is a messenger RNA of Priapulus caudatus, 2166 nucleotides long. RefSeq names its product MORN repeat-containing protein 4-like. The coding region runs from base 128 to 571 and encodes 147 amino acids. Lineage: Eukaryota; Metazoa; Priapulida; Priapulimorpha; Priapulimorphida; Priapulidae. The transcript has 5 exons. The record is from RefSeq and is a predicted model, not a curated record.
GGAAGUUACACGUACGUCAUCACCUUGCACCGGAAAUGUGACGUAUUGUACCAAACAUCGCAACUGCAGCCGCAGAUAGUUCUUGGUUUCGCUGUUGUAAUACUGGAUACGCUAACGCUUGUAGAAGAUGCCAACACACGGUUCUUACAAGUAUUCAGAUGGAUCAGAAUAUACAGGAGAGUGGAAUGAUGAUGGUAAACGCCAUGGACUUGGGUACAUGACUUUUAGUGAUGGCUCCAGUUAUGAUGGUCGGUUUGAAAAUGGACUUUGCAAUGGUUAUGGUGUCAUGAUGUUCCUAGACAAGUCAAGGUAUCAGGGAGAAUUUACGUCUGGCAAAUUCCAUGGAUUGGGGAUCUUCCAACGCAGUGAUGGAAUGAUGUUUGAGGGCGAGUUUCAGGAUGGCAAGAUUAAUGGUCUAGGAGUGGUAACUUAUGCUGAUGGUACGCAUGGGCUUCCACGUAAUGAGGGCGUGUUUAAAGAACACCGGUUUGUACGGCAAGACACGUGUCCACUGGUCAUUCAGAAAGCAACUCAAGCAGCCCAGUCAGCUUUUGCACAAAAACUAACUUAAAUUGUGGCAGUGUAAUUGUCAAACCAUGAAGGCCUAGUACCAUUAAGUUUCUGUUUAUUAUUACUUUUUAAAGUGUAUAUAUUAAUUUAUAAAAAUGUCUAUCUACCAAUUUAUUGGUGCAUCUCUUGUUGUAUUUUUCAUCGGGUAUUGUAUUUGCAUAGUUUACACAUUCUUUAAUAAUCACGGGUAUGGUCUGGUACUUUUAUUCUUAUUUAUAUGCCAUCUUAUUAAAGAGAACAUUGAUGAUGAACCUCUCCCUAAACGUGGUUUGAUGAAUAUUUGAUUUUAGAAUUAUGUUGCUAAAUAAUUUUGUAACUCAGUAUUCACUAAAUGUUUUUUAAUGUUUUAAAACUGCCAAUGAUCAUUUGCUUGUAAUACUGGUAGCACCAUUAUUUGUGCUGUUCUAUCAAAGCUGUGCAUGUAGGUACACCUACAUCAGUAACAUGUAUAUAUUGCUGCUGGUGCCGAGCUAACAGCCUGCAACCCCUUUCGUUCACUGGCACGUUCAGCAGUUUGGGCCUGUUUGUCACUUAGGCUGCUGAUGAGGCUUGCUUUGCAAAAUUUCUUUUGUCUGGCAGCAAUCAAGAAACUUCACACGUAUAGUCUGAAAUUAGAAGUAUUAUUGCUGAAACGUCAGUAGUUUCCUGUAAAUUUUUGUUAUGGACUUUCUGUAGUUGUCCAUAAUAAUUUUUUUCAAAAAUAAUCUGUUAUUUACUCAUCAUAGUGUUAGGCAUAUAUAAUAACACUUUUUUAGCUUCUGAAACGUGCAAAAUAAAUCUUUAAAGGCAGGCAUCAGGGCAUCAGGGGCAGUACAAGUCAGUGUCAUGGCAGCACCCAAUUUGUUUCAAAUAAUAAAAGUGCGUGUCUGAUUACAGAAAUAUUUAUGCAUAUAUUUUUGAUGCAAUGAGAAUGAUAAUCUACUCGCGAAUUCCAGACCACUGUUCCCGUGUGAAUCUCCAAUGGUAUUUUUUUAUUAAGUCAAUAUAUUUGCACAAUUUCACAAUCAUGUAUGUGUUGGAGUUACAUUUAAUAAUCAAUAUGUAUCGCAUAAUAAUGUGAGUGUCAUUUCAUUUCGGUUAUACUGAGUCAUAGUGGGUAUACUAUCAAGAGCUAAUAAAUACCUGUUUAUUAGUGCUUGAUACUAUAAUAUAUGACUUGAAUUACUGUUUAUAUAUUUUAGAGAAAUUAUAAGUCCACUUGCCACCAACUUUUUACAUUUACACUGCUAUUGAGUUGCAUGUAUGGAUAUGUGCAACUGCUUCAGCUUCACAAAAUAGUAAAUAUGACAAUUAUUGAUAUUUACAGUAUUGUAAACAGUGAUAAAAUUCAAUGACAUUUAUGAAUGUUCUCUAUACACUGCUAUAGCUAUAAACUUUAUAAAACGGGUUACGCGAACAGGUCAUUUGAAAGUCAAUUGUAUUGUGUGUAUACUAUCAUAGACUAAUAAUAUAUUAGUCUAUGAUAUUAGUUGCAGGUGCAGUGUAUUGCAGUAUAAAGAAAUUUUAAAAGGAAUAAAAUUGGCAAUCAUCAAACAUUGUUUAAAAAUUAUACAACUUUAUUUCUCCAUGAAUGUAUAUAAUAAACAUUUAAUAUAA